Messenger RNA from Prinia subflava (tawny-flanked prinia), 2238 nucleotides. It is a transcript of the gene WRNIP1, whose product is annotated as WRN helicase interacting protein 1. Lineage: Eukaryota; Metazoa; Chordata; Aves; Passeriformes; Cisticolidae. Gene Ontology annotation, biological process: DNA repair; DNA synthesis involved in DNA repair; DNA-templated DNA replication. Gene Ontology annotation, molecular function: DNA binding; ATP binding; single-stranded DNA helicase activity. Bases 68 to 1774 code for a protein of 568 amino acids. The record is from RefSeq and is a predicted model, not a curated record. Gene Ontology annotation, cellular component: nucleus. The transcript has 7 exons.
GGGCGGGCGGACUACAGCUCCCGACGGGCCGCGGGCGGCCCCGCUUCCUGCCGCGGCCGCGGAGCCCAUGGAGCCGACGGAGGGCGCCGAGGAGGAGCGGCUGGUGCAGUGCCCCGUGUGCCUGCGGGAGCUGCCGGGCGCCGACAUCAACCCGCACCUGGACCGCUGCUUGCAGGCCGGCGGGGCCGAGGCCGAGCCUUCCAGCAAGCGGCCGCGCCUCGCCGCCGCCCCGGCGGGCGGCCAGGCCGAGGGGCAGCCGGAAGAGGCCCGCCCGGCCGCCGGGUCCCCCGUCUUCUCCCUCUUCCACAAGGGCCGCGGCGGCGGGCAGAGCCCGGCAGCGGGCGGCGGGAGGAGCGGCGCGGGGCGGGACGAGGCCGCCGAGCAGCCGGGCCAUGGAUGCGCGGCCGCGCUGUGCGGGGACAGCCUGGCGCAGAAGCUGGAGGGGAAGCCCCUGGCCGAGCGGCUGCGGCCGGACACGCUGGGGGACUACGUGGGGCAGGAGCGGGUGCUGGGGGCGCAGACCAUGCUGCGGGCCCUGCUGGAGUCCCACGAAAUCCCCUCCCUCAUCCUCUGGGGGCCGCCGGGCUGCGGGAAGACUACACUGGCACACAUCAUAGCCAACAGCAGCAAAAAGAAUGGCAUGAGGUUUGUGACACUGUCAGCCACAAGUGCAAAGACAAAUGAUGUUCGAGAUGUCAUCAGCCAAGCCCAGAAUGAAAAAAGACUCUUCAAGAGAAAAACUAUCCUCUUUAUUGAUGAGAUCCAUCGUUUCAAUAAAUCUCAGCAGGACACUUUCCUCCCUCACGUCGAGUGUGGGACGGUGACCCUGAUCGGAGCGACCACAGAAAACCCUUCCUUCCAAGUCAACGCCGCUCUCCUGAGCCGGUGCCGGGUGAUCGUCCUGGAGAAGCUCUCGGUUGAGGCGAUGGAGGCAAUUCUGAUGAGGGCCGUCAGGUCCUUAGGGCUCCAGGUUUUGGGCCAGGGCAAGCAGCACGGCACCCCUGCGACUGGCAGCAGCAGCAAGAGCUCGGAAUUCCCAGUGUACAUAGAGGAGAAAGCUCUGAACACGCUUGCCUAUCUUUGCGAUGGGGAUGCCAGGACUGGGCUGAAUGGACUCCAGUUGGCAGUUCAGGCCAGAUUAGCAGCAGGAAGGACCACUCCUUUGAACUCUACCAAAGGGGGUGCUGCAGAUGGCAUUCUGGUAACAGAAGAGCACGUAAAGGAGGGGCUGCAGCGAUCUCACAUCCUGUAUGACCGAGCAGGAGAGGAACAUUACAACUGCAUCUCUGCCCUGCACAAGUCUAUGAGAGGCUCUGAUGCAAACGCCUCCCUUUACUGGCUGGCUCGAAUGCUCGAGGGCGGUGAGGAUCCACUCUACGUGGCAAGGAGGCUGGUGAGGUUUGCAAGUGAAGAUAUAGGACUGGCAGAUCCUCUGGCUUUAACACAAGCAGUUGCUGCUUAUCAAGGCUGUCACUUCAUUGGAAUGCCAGAAUGUGAGGUGAUUCUGGCACAGUGUGUCGUGUACUUUGCCAGAGCCCCGAAGUCUAUAGAGGUGUACAGGGCAUACGGCAACGUCAAGGAAUGCCUGAGGAUGCACACGGGACCACUGCCCCCGGUUCCUCUGCACCUGAGAAACGCCCCAACAAGGCUCAUGAAGAACUUGGGCUAUGGAAAAGGCUACAAAUACAACCCCAUGUACAAGGGACCUGUGGAGCAGGACUAUCUGCCAGAAGAGUUGAAAGGAACAGACUUCUUCAAGGAACGAGAAACGUGACUGCUGUGCUCAGAAUGGGUUUUCAUUUUAUGACUCAAACAUUUCUGCUGGGAUAAAAAUUGCCCUUACAGUGUCAGCCGCUUGUUACUGUGGUUGAAAGGAUUAAGCCACCAAGCCUUCCAGAUACUUUUUUAUCCUCUUGAUUUUAUUGCUCUUUCUUUUUCAGAAGAUAUUUUGUAAAGAAUUGUAGUUAGGCAGUUUGGAAAUGCAAAAAUAAGCUAUAUCCAUAAAAACAAGACUUGUUCCUCUGGCUCUUGCUGUGAGACAAAAAAUAUUACUGUGCUGCUUUGUAAAUCAGUAUCUAUUUCAGAUUUUGAGAACGUUGUUUUCCAGAAACAUAGUAAAUUGCACCCCCUCUGCUAAAAUACUGUACAAAAUAUAAUUGCAGAGUAAUUUUGCUCUUAGCUUGUUUCAGAGACCAAUUUUGUACAACAGUUAUUAAACCAAUAAAGCUGUUACAAAUA